Ilyonectria robusta is the source of this 761-nucleotide messenger RNA. RefSeq lists its product as uncharacterized. Gene Ontology annotation, biological process: translation. The record is from RefSeq and is a predicted model, not a curated record. The transcript is spliced from 2 exons. Gene Ontology annotation, molecular function: structural constituent of ribosome. Gene Ontology annotation, cellular component: mitochondrial large ribosomal subunit. The coding region runs from base 224 to 607 and encodes 127 amino acids. Lineage: Eukaryota; Fungi; Ascomycota; Sordariomycetes; Hypocreales; Nectriaceae.
CUGGAACGCCUCACGCGAACAGAGUAUCGAGACCCGGCGACAGAGGAAUUGAACUCCCCACCGCUCACCAACCACGCAAUUGUGCACCGAGGCACUGUUCUUGCGACUUGAGAAUAUUCUGGUUGUCUCGAGUCUCCCACAUACGCCCACGCGCCUGCCUCGGAUCGAUCGCAAAUCUCUCCAUAGCACUAAGCAAUUCUUUUGCUUCCUUGUUACCGUCACAAUGGCUGCCGUUUCAGCCUCCCUUCUCCCUCGACUCUCUGCCCCGACCCUCGCUGCCUCAUCGCGAUGGGCGACUCUCUCCUUCCGCCAGUUCUCCCAGAAGCUCUUCCCCACUCUGUCGAUUGCGAUUCCCGGCCUAUCGCUGAACUUACCGACUAUCGAUGAUAUCUGGGAAGGCCUCUUGCGGGCUGUGCCAAAAAACAAGGUCUCCCACUCAAGAAAGAGACACAGACAGAUGGCUGGAAAGGCGCUGGAGGAUGUGAACCAUCUUUGCCGGUGUCCCGGUUGCGGCGAGAUCAAGCGAACACACCGAUUAUGCCAAACCUGCCUGGAAGAGAUGAAAAGAAUCUGGCGCCAGGAUUACCCGAAAGAAAAGCCCUUCUAAGCGGGAGAAGGAGAGAGACGUCGAGGUUCUACCAACAGCUGUAUUAAACAGUCUGUAUAAUCUCCACGGGAUCGUGCAUACCAUGGGCGUUUGGGCUCUUUUGGGCCUUGUAUGAAUACUGUCAAAACAAAAACCAACUGAUGACUACCAAAAA